AUGCAGCGCUGCUGCGGCGCUGCUGCUGCUGCAGCUGCUGCUGACAGGUGCAACACGGAGGCAGCACCAGCAAAUGCAAGCGAGCAGGGCGCGCCGCCAGUUGCUGCUGCUGUUGCAGCAGCAGCAGCAACAGCAGCAGCAGAAGCAGCCACAAAGCGCUUGAAGGUUGCCACAGAUGGAGCAGCACAAUUGGCACCGGCAACAGCAGCAGCAGCAGCAGCAGCAGAAGCAGACGCAGCAACAGCAGCAGCCGCAGCAGAUGCAACAGCAGCAGCUGUUGGGGAACCAGUAGAGCCACCCAACGCAGCAGCAGCUGCAGCAGCAGCAGGAGCAGCAGCAGCAGCAGCAGGAAAGGCGACAUCACCCAAAUCUGCAGCAGCAAUAGCAGCAGCAGAAGGGAAGGCAAAAUCCCCCAAAUCAGCAGCAGCAGCAGCAGCAGCAGCAGGAAAGGCAGCAUCCUCCAAAUCAGCAGCAACAGCAGCAGCAGCAAAUGGUGGAGGAGGAAGUGUUGAAGCAGCAGCCUGCUGUUUCUGCGGUGGCAGCUGCAGGGAGUUGAGUGCAUGCGCUGCUGCUGCAGCAGCAGCAGAAGCAGCAGUAGAUUGUGCAUUGCUGCGCUGCAGCAGCAUACUUGGGCAGCUGCAGCUGCUGCCUUGCUGCUGCAGGCUGCCGCUGCAUGCAGCAACAGAUGCUGUUGAGUUAGCUAGUCUGCAUAGACUUGUUGCUUCUGUUGCAGGUAAUAAAGCCCCAUUGCAUGCAGCAGACGACAGCAGCAGCAGUAGCAGCAGCAGCAGCAGCAGCAGCUCCAACGGUACUCCUGUAUCCAGAGGCAAACGAGCAGCAAGCAGCAGCAAAAGUGCUGCUGCUGCUGCACAUAACCAAAGAUGCAGCUGCUGCGGUGCUGCUGCAGAUAGCUGCAGCUGCAAUAGCAGCAAUAGCAGCAACAGCAGCAGCAACAGCAGCAACAGCAGCAACAGCAGCAGCAGUACUACAACAACAACCACCGCCAGCAGCACGAGCAGCUGCAGCACGAGCAGCAGAGAGAGUCCUAAUCAGCAGGACAAUCGUCGUCAUCAUCUACAGCAGCGUCAGCAGCAGCAGCAGCAGGAGCAGCAGCAGCAAGAUGUGUCUGCUACUGCUACUGCUGCUGCUGCUGCUGCUGCUGCUGCUGCUUCCUGCUUCCGUCAAGGAUCCGUCCCUGCCCCCCUCUUACGUCACCAAGCGCUGCAGCAGCUGCGGGGGGGACUUCGUGCUGCAGUAACAGAUGCAGCAAGCGAGGGGUUGCUUAUAUAUUUCUUCUCUCCUUGCUGCAGCAGCAACAGCAGCAGCAGCAGCAGCAGCAGCAGUGGGGCAUUCGUGCUGCGCUGCGGCUUGCUGCUAGAGUAUAUUGCUGAUGGGGAUGCAUGCCUUUCCUGGGCAUUUGUAGCAAAAGGUUUAUCUGCUGCAGCAGAGAAGCAGCUGCUGCUGCUGCUGCUGCUGUUUGCUGCUGCUGUAUUCCUUAAGGAUAUGCCAUACACCAGCGGAAAUACACAGCUGCCUAUACACCCCAAUUCUCCAUUCCCUCUGCACUCUCCUCAGGUGUAUAGGCAGCUUCUUGCUGAGCAGCAGCUGCUGCUGCCCUUGCUGCAGCAACACUGCAACGUACGAUUUAUACCCGCUCCCCCUGCAACAGCUGCAACAGCAGCAGCAACAGCAGCAGCAACAGCAGCAACAGCAGCAGCAACAGCAGCAACAGCAGCAAAAGGUUCAUCAGACCGCGCCUCCAACGGUGUUAAGCCGCAUGAAGCAGCAAAAGCAGCAGCAAGAGAAUCUUCUGCUGCUGCUGCUGCUGCUGCUGCUGCUGCAGCAGCAGCAGCAGCAGAAGGUGUUUGCUGCAUUCCUUCUCGUCCUGUGAAUCUUCGCUGCAGAUUAACAGCAGACUCUAGCGACCUGCUGCUGUGUCCCCGUUUGCUGCUGCUGCUGCUGCAGCAGGAGCCCUUCUCUCGUUGGCUGCUGCAUAGGGAGCCAGAUUGCCCAGAAGCAGAAGCAGCAGCAGCAGCAGCAGCAGCAGAUGCAGCAGCAAGAAGAGGAGAACGUGCAUGCAGCAGCAAACGUAAAAAACGCAGCGAAGCAGCAAAUAACAACAGCAACACAGACACAGGAGACUCUCUGCAGCAGCAGCAACAGCAGCAGCAGCAGCAACGACAGCAGCAAAGACGUGCUGCUGCUCUUGCUGCAGCAGGAUUCACUGCAGAUGGACAAGUUGCUCAUGAUAACCUAAGAGAUGCUUCCUGCUGCUGCUGCAUGCAGCAGCAGCAAUGGUCACGACGUGUUGCUAUUAUAGAUGCUGCUGAGCUCUCUCUUAAGAUUAUACCCGAGCUGCUGCAGCUGCAGCAGCAGCAAGAGCAGCAAGAGCAGCAAGAGCAGCAGCAGCAGCAGCAAGGGCAGCAGCAAGAACAACAGCAGCAGCAGCAGCAAGGGCAGCAGCAAAAAGGAAGCAUUGGAUGGGCUCCUAGUCCAGUGUUGCUGCAGGGACUGCAGCAACUGCAGCAUCAGGAGCUGUUUGCAUGCGGCAGCAGCAGCAGCAGCAGCAGCAGCAGCAGCAGCAGCAGCAGCAGCAACAGGAUAAAUGCUCCUUGUACUCGUGUCUGUGAGGAAUUGCUGCGGCUGCAGGGGACACAUAAACAUAUAAAAAGAUGUAGAGCUAUGCUAGCAGGUGUACGUACACCGCAGCAGCAGCAGCAGCGGGAGCAGCGGGAGCAGCGGGAGCAGCAGCAGGGGGAAGCAGGGGGAGCAGUACCAGCUGCUGCUGCUGCUGCUGCUGCACAGUGCAGCAGCAGCAGCAGCUAA
Eimeria maxima is the source of this 2826-nucleotide messenger RNA. RefSeq lists its product as hypothetical. The transcript has a single exon. Lineage: Eukaryota; Apicomplexa; Conoidasida; Eucoccidiorida; Eimeriidae. The coding region runs from base 1 to 2826 and encodes 941 amino acids. The record is from RefSeq and is a predicted model, not a curated record.